CAACCAUCUUCAUUUUCACUGAGUUUCUAAUCAUAGAGAAGUCAUGGAAGCAAAGCUUUCAUCCGACAAAGAGAAAAAGGAGAGAAGAACGAAUACUGAAGAAGGGAUAUUUGAUGUGGAAUCAAAUGAAAGAGAGUCUAAUGUCAAAGGCGACGCGGAUACAGAAAAACAGAAAAUAAUUGCAAGCCAACAAAAUGCAGUUAGGUCCAACAAGACGAAUGAUGUUGGAGGAAAAGAUGAUGGUGGCAAAAGUGAACCUAGUACAGGAACAAACGAAGGUGCUUCAAACGAGCUAGUUGCUCAGCUCAGCCAAAGAACAGGCAGUGGUUCCACAUUACUUGCUAUUGGAGGAAUAGACCAAGGAGGAGAAAGUCAACCUGGAACAGGUUGAUGGGAUCAUGACUAAUGAGAUUGAGCAUAUAAUGGAAAGAAAAAGGAAAGAGAAGAAUAAUGGAAGAUAUUGAAGAUUUGAUGAGAAGUUUUGAAUGAUUAAAGAUAUUUUAAUUGUCAUCUUAAUUAAGAAUAUUUUGUUUUAAUUAUCGUAAUAUU
Molecule: messenger RNA, 549 nt
Organism: Prosopis cineraria
Lineage: Eukaryota; Viridiplantae; Streptophyta; Magnoliopsida; Fabales; Fabaceae
Exons: 4
Coding region: 44-391 (115 amino acids)
Source: RefSeq, a predicted model, not a curated record